ACGAACCCCUCUCAUUGCCUCCUUCCUCCUCAUCAUUACCAAAUAUCAUCUUCCAACUCUCUCAGAUUAGGGUUUUCUAUUUCAGAGUUUUUUUAUUUGAUAAUAAGUCAUCUGGAUCUGGUUUGAAAGAAGGGAUUCAUAAUACGUGGUCUUGAUCUAAAAUUCAUAUUAAUAUAACGUGUGAAUGAGCUUAUGAUGGAAUCGAAAGGUGGUAAUAAAAAGUCGUCGUCUAGUAGUUCCUUAUUUUACGAAGCUCCCCUCGGUUACAGCAUUGAAGACGUUCGCCCCAACGGUGGAAUCAAGAAAUUCAAAUCUUCUGUCUACUCCAACUGCGCUAAGAGGCCAUCCUGAGUUGUAGCGUGCACCGAGUCUCCAACUAUAGUUAUAGUUUUCUUUUAAUUUCCAGUUUAUAAUUUACUUUCUUCAAAGCUCCGUUUCUGCUUGGUUCCCCAAUCCAAUCGUUCUCUCCUCUUACUACAAGGCGACAUGGCUUUGUCUGCAAUCGGUUUCGAAGGCUACGAGAAGAGGCUCGAGGUCUCUUUCUUCGAGCCAAGCAUCUUCCAAGACUCCAAGGGCCUGGGUCUCCGUGCUCUGACCAGGUCCCAGCUGGACGAGAUACUCACUCCCGCCGCCUGCGAGAUCGUUUCUUCUCUCUCCAACGAUCACUUGGACUCUUACGUCCUCUCUGAGUCCAGCUUCUUUGUCUACCCCUACAAAGUCAUCAUCAAGACUUGUGGCACCACCAAGCUCCUCCUCUCCAUCCCGCCUCUUCUUAAGCUGGCCGGUGAGCUCUCUCUGAGUGUCAACUCCGUCAAGUACACUCGCGGCUCCUUCCUCUGCCCU
Brassica oleracea var. oleracea is the source of this 843-nucleotide messenger RNA. RefSeq lists its product as uncharacterized. The coding region runs from base 193 to 351 and encodes 52 amino acids. NCBI's taxonomy places the organism in Eukaryota, Viridiplantae, Streptophyta, Magnoliopsida, Brassicales, Brassicaceae. The record is from RefSeq and is a predicted model, not a curated record. The transcript is spliced from 4 exons.